Molecule: messenger RNA, 1191 nt
Organism: Penicillium griseofulvum
Lineage: Eukaryota; Fungi; Ascomycota; Eurotiomycetes; Eurotiales; Aspergillaceae
Product: CorA family magnesium transporter
Exons: 1
Coding region: 1-1191 (396 amino acids)
Biological process (GO): mitochondrial magnesium ion transmembrane transport
Cellular component (GO): mitochondrial inner membrane
Molecular function (GO): magnesium ion transmembrane transporter activity
Source: RefSeq, a predicted model, not a curated record
AUGCCACAAUAUCAAUUCCAUCGCCUUUCCGGCCCCCUCCGCAUUAAACAGCUUGAUAUCCACAACACCCCCCACGGCAGACGGAGAAUCAUCACCCUGCCCAAUAAGUCACAUCAUGUUAUACAUGAGCGUGACAUGGAAAAGGAAGCAUCCUUUAAUCAAAAUGUGUUCAACUUGUCUCUUGCUCUGUCACAAAGCCGCGUAAAUGAUGCGACGGAGUUGCGUUGCAUGACCUUAGGUGUUGAUGGAUCUGUCACAGAAUCUGAAGUUCGAGGAACUAGGGAUGAUAUCGCUAAACAGUGGGGUUUAGAUGGCCGUGAUUUGCGCAACGUGGAUCUUGUCUCAGAGGGAAUCCCCCAUUUGUUAGUCCGUCCAUCUGUCAUCUUUAUCAGCAUGUUCACUUUACGGCUUUUGGUCCGCGCAAAUGGAGUGCUUCUUUUUCUUCUUCCAAUUGAGGACUGCCAUGUGAAGGUGCAGGAUGUCUUUAUGACAGACCUACAGAGCAGGCUCCAACCCAGUCCUGGCUCUGGUCUUUUGACGAAACUCCCAUUUGAGCUGCGUGUGGUGGAUGCAGCACUUGCCUCUGUGGUCGCAACUCUGGAAGCCGAGCAUGUUCUCAUCCGCCGAGAAGUCGAAGAUAGCUUGCGUGAUUCAACAAGAGAAGAUGUUGUUUACUCUGUUCUCCAUGACUUACAGGAUCACAAGAAAAGGCUCGUGGCCAUUGAGCAGCGCGCUCACCAGUUCCGCUCGGCGCUGCGGGAAGUCCUCGAAAAUGAUGAAGAUAUGGCGACCAUGUUUUUGACGGAUCGGCAUGUAGGUCACCCGCACGAGGUAGAAGAUCACCUAGAGGUCGAAUAUCUCCUCGAAGCAUAUUACAAGAACACAGAUGCAAUCGCAGAGUCUGCAAGUGCCUUAUUGGGCGAUUUGGAGCGCACGACAGAAACCAUUCAAUCAAUUUUGAAUGUGCGACGGAAUCAGAUCUUGGUUUUUGAGGCACAACUGGAGAUCUGUAUGUUGGGUUUUGCAGUAUCAACUUUUGUGGCAGGCCUAUUUGGAAUGAACGUGGCGAACUUCUUUGAAGAGAGUAAAUCGGCAUUUGCAAUCCUUGUGGGAGCGUGUGUGAUGGGAACGGUCACAAUUGCGAAGUAUGGCUUGUGGAAACUCAAUAAGUUCCGGAAAUUGCGGUUUUAG